Molecule: messenger RNA, 1807 nt
Organism: Erinaceus europaeus (western European hedgehog)
Lineage: Eukaryota; Metazoa; Chordata; Mammalia; Eulipotyphla; Erinaceidae
Gene: WDR89
Product: WD repeat domain 89
Exons: 3
Coding region: 179-1342 (387 amino acids)
Molecular function (GO): protein binding
Source: RefSeq, a predicted model, not a curated record
AAUCAGAGCACGUGAGGCCAGGUUCCGGUUAUCUUCUCCGCGUCCUGACUGAGCUUGUUUUCUCCCCGCGCUAGUUGAGCAGUAGCUGCUGAGUCUCUCUGAAGAAAUAAACAUGUCAUUGAAGGGGCUGGCGAGAGAGCCUAGCAGGUAGUUACAGCCCUUGAAUGCCACUCUUGAUAUGGAGAAGAUUGAAGAACAAUUUGCUAAUCUGAACAUUGUUAAACGUUCCUCGAACACUGAAGAGCCUACAUAUCUUCUUGGUAUAGGCAUAUCAAAGACCGUACAAGCAGAAAAAGAAAGCUUGAUUGCAGUUUUAUGUUCUAAUGGGUUAAUUAGACUAUAUGAUAAGGAAAGUUUAAAAGUACUACGAGAAUUCAGUGGACAUCCUGGACAUCUUAAUGGAGUAAAAUUUGCUAAUUCUUGUGACCAUGUAUACUCCUCAUGUACUGAUGGCACUGUAAAAUGUUGGGAUGCCCGAUUAGCCAGUGAGAAACCUGUUCAGUUAUUCAAGGGUUACUCUUCCAAUAUUUUUAUCAGUUUUGAUAUCAACUGUAAUGAUCAUGUCAUUUGUGCUGGUACAGAAAAAGUCGAUGAUGAUGCAUUGUUGGUGUUUUGGGAUGCGAGAAUUAAUUCCCAGGAUAUGUCUUCUACUAAAGACCCACUUGGUGUAUAUUCAGAGACGCAUAGUGAUGAUAUCACUCAAGUAUGUUUCCACCCUAGCAAUCCCAAUAUGAUAGUCUCAGGUUCAACUGAUGGAUUGGUAAAUGUAUUUGAUAUUAGUGUUGACAAUGAAGAAGAUGCCUUGAUUACAACUUGUAACUCAGUUUCAUCAGUAAAUUGCAUUGGCUGGGCUGGGAAAGAUUACAAACAGAUUUACUGCAUGACGCAUGAUGAAGGGUUUUAUUGGUGGGAUCUCAAUUAUUUGGAUACUGAUGAGCCUAUUACAUGUUUGAGCAUCCAGGAUGUUAGAAAAGUAAUCAACUUGAAAGAAGAUAUUUUGGACUAUUUGAUUGGUGGUCUAUAUCACGAAAAGAUGGAUAAGUUGUUUCUUGUUGGGGGAACAAACACAGGAAAGAUUCACUUACUGAACUGUACUACAGCAGGAUUGACCCACAUGACCAGUCUUCAGAGAGGACAUACUGCUACUGUUCGUUCUUUCUGCUGGAAUAUGCAGGAUGAUUCUUUGCUAACUGGAGGAGAAGAUGCACAAUUAUUACUUUGGAAACCUGAAACAAGAGAGAAGACUUUUACUAAAAAAGACAGCAUGAAAAUAGCAUCUUCUGUGUACCACCGGGUUCGAGGUCACAGUAAUGAUUCCUAUAAGAGGAAGAAAAGGCAGUGAUGCUAUGUUAGGAGUUUAUUUGUCAGGUUUUAUAGCUACAAAUAAUUAUUUUUGUUAACUAUCUGGGGAAGACAUCUUUAAGGCUAAUAUAUUAAAAAGAAAAAGAACCUCCAGCAUUCUUGGUAAAGUAUUCAGAGUAGUUUAACUCAGGCCAUUCUGUAUUCUAAAAUUAUUUUUCAUAAAGCUGCCAGUUGAAUAUGCAGUUAGUGAGUUGAAAGUAAAAUUACAUUUCUCAUUUUUGAAACCCAUCUGUUGAGUUAGUAAAUGUUGGACUUAAAGAAAUAACUUUGAAAUGGACUUUUAGACUUAGUCACCAACUUAAAAAAAAAAAAGUGUUUUGGUCUGUGUUUUUGUUUGCAUGUGUGUUUGUUGUUGUUUAACCAGAGCACUGCUCAAUUCUGAUUUAUGGCAGUGCCAGAGAUUGAACCUGGGACCUCUGGUGCCUCAAGUAUGAAAGUCUGUUGC